Alternaria conjuncta is the source of this 996-nucleotide messenger RNA. RefSeq lists its product as uncharacterized. The transcript has a single exon. Bases 1 to 996 code for a protein of 331 amino acids. NCBI's taxonomy places the organism in Eukaryota, Fungi, Ascomycota, Dothideomycetes, Pleosporales, Pleosporaceae. The record is from RefSeq and is a predicted model, not a curated record.
AUGGUCUGGACCACACGCAAAAGAAAGUACUCUGAGUAUGAUGGUGCACACAUUCCCAAUGACUACGCAACAAAGAAGGCGAAAGCGAAAGCGAAAGCCACCACCAGCCGGUCUACAAAGAGCCCUGAAAAGACGCAUGUACCGCAUCCAACACCCUCUUUACUAAGCCUGCCAGGCGAACUCCGCAACCUCAUCUACACAUUCGCACUGACUGCUCCUUCCAAGCAACUAUCACCUCUACCCACAUCUCGGUGGCGGCGGCUGCGCCAACCCCCAAACAAACACAGCACCUAUCCCCCCGCAUUCAACCAACUCAAACACGUAAACCGCCAACUUUACACAGAAGCCGCUGACUUGGAACUCCGCUACAACACCGUCCGAGCCAAAUAUGCCUCGGAUCUCGAUCUGCUCCUCGCAGGCUGUACCGCAAAACAACGCGGCUGGAUAAACUUUUCAUUGCACUACAAAAGGUUGGAAGACAUCAUACCUAUCUUGCAAAAACGGUGGAUCAGCCCGAUAAAAUGGGACGACCUCGUCUACAUAGCACGUUUCUGCCGGAAACACCCACACAUCCAUGUCGCUAUCACUUUCGCCGACUUCAAGUAUCCCGCCAGCUCAAAGGAGAAUCGUGAUCUGCUGGAGUACUUUCUCACAACCGCCAUGUACAUUUCCAUGGUGUAUAGGCGGAUAGAUCUUACGCAUCUGCUGCCGAGGGCGAUGGCGGAGAGGCCCAUGUAUGGCAUCACAGUGAGCGAUGUUAUACUAGAUAAUGGGGAGAAUUUCGGGAAGACGUGGCCGGUGCUGAAAGAGGCUGUGGAUGAGUUUGAGGCGGAGAAUAUGCGGUUUUUUCCGCGGUGGAAGGGUAGGAGAGAGGAUGUGGUGGAUAGAAUUGCGAAGGGGUGGGCGAAGGCGCAUCGAAGGGACGGCGGGGCUGGGGAAGAUUGGAGAGAAAUUUGCGAAGCGGAAGUUAGACGGUGGUUUAAGGAGGGCAUAUAG